Loa loa (African eye worm) is the source of this 202-nucleotide messenger RNA. RefSeq lists its product as hypothetical. The transcript has a single exon. The record is from RefSeq and is a predicted model, not a curated record. The annotation marks the transcript as partial. NCBI's taxonomy places the organism in Eukaryota, Metazoa, Nematoda, Chromadorea, Rhabditida, Onchocercidae.
GAGUGUUCAACGCCAAAUAUUUCACGUAUUAGUGGCGUAUCCUCUAUGGAUCCAAAGUAUAUUCCUGGCGUAAAAAGUGACGGAAUUCCGUUACAUCCACAACCGUCAACUAGUAUCAGUACUUCAGCCGUUUCAACAGCUACAUAUAGAGAUUUCUUUGUACCAUCCGCUGGUACAACCGCAUAUCAACAUCCAAUGCAUA